This is a messenger RNA of Sodiomyces alkalinus F11, 1528 nucleotides long. Its product is annotated as Zn-dependent exopeptidase. Lineage: Eukaryota; Fungi; Ascomycota; Sordariomycetes; Glomerellales; Plectosphaerellaceae. Gene Ontology annotation, molecular function: hydrolase activity. The record is from RefSeq and is a predicted model, not a curated record. The transcript has 3 exons. Bases 217 to 1476 code for a protein of 419 amino acids.
GUCUUUUCUGAGAGUUAGUGCGUAUGGCUGGUAACAGACACAACCAAGCUAAGCUGCUCCGUAAGGUAGUCAGGUACCGUACCCGUACCCAUAUUUCCGUAUAAAGGGAGCUACUCGGAGAGAUCCUCUACACUGUACUUCAAUCCUCGUCGCCACCAUCACUCCUUUACUUUAUUUAUAUUGCUCGGCUCUCGGUUUUCCUUUCUUAACCGCGACAUGCAGUCUUCCCUGGCUUCUCUUAUCCUCACGGCUGCCACCCUUUGGCCGCUCGUAGCAGCUUCGUUAGACGCCCAGCAACCGCUCGGAGUUUCAUCAACCUCGCCGCCAGUAGCUGCGUCACACUCUCCGGACGCGCCCUCUUGGCGAGAUGACCUUCUCACCUUGCAUCGUUCCCUCGUGGAAAUCCCCUCCAUCUCCUAUACGGAAGGCAGGGUUGCGCACUUCCUCCAGGACUACCUGACCCAGCGUGACUACACCGUCUGGCUCCAACCUGUCCCACAGCGGAACAAUACGCCAGGGCCCGACGAACCCCGGUUCAACGUGUUGGCCUGGAAGAGCGCCAGUCCACACCCCUCAGCCAGUAUUGUUUUGAGCUCUCACAUCGACGUCGUGCCGCCCCACAUUCCCUACGGCAUCGAACCCGGGCCCAUCACCCGCGAGACGAGGAUCAAGGGCCGAGGCAGCGUCGACGCCAAAGCGAGCGUGGCAGCCCAGAUCCAAGCCCUCGAGAACCUCCUCGCAUCGGGCCACGUCGGCCGGGACGACGUGUUGCUCCUCUUCGUCGUCGGCGAGGAGGACAGCGGCGACGGCAUGCGGGCCUUUUCCGGCUUCCUGGACGCCAUGGACCCGCGCCCCCAGUUCGACGCCGUCAUCUUCGGCGAACCCACCGAGAACAAGCUGGCCUGCGGCCACAAGGGUGGGCUCUUCUGCGGGUUGACGGCUAGGGGCGUGGCGGGCCACUCGGGGUACCCUUGGCUCGGCAAAUCGGCCAACGGGCUCAUGAUCAACGCCCUGGCGAAGAUCCUCAACACCGAUCUCGGUAGCGAUGAUUUGUUUGGCAACACCACUGUCAAUGUCGGUAUCCUGGAUGGUGGUGUAGCUGCGAACGUCAUUGCCGAGAAUUCGUUUGCGAAACUCGCCAUCCGCGUGGCUAUUGGACCGCAGGAUGACGGCGGGAAGAUCGUCUGGGACCGAGUCCUUGCUAUUCUCAAUGAGGUCGAUCCCGAGGCCUUUACUUUGACCUGCUCGCAUGACUAUGGAGUUGUUAAAACCAACUGUGACGUGGAUGGCUUCGAAGUGGCUGUGAUGAACUACGGCACUGAUAUUCCUAACCUCAAGGGCAGCCACACCCGUUACCUCUACGGCCCCGGGAGCAUUCUUGUGGCACAUGGCGACAACGAGAACCUCACCGUGGCCGACCUCGAGACCGCCGUAGAGGGCUUCCAGAAGCUGAUCCUGCAUGCGCUGUCUAACUAAUUUUGCGGUUCUGGUUCUCUCUUGUUUUCUUCUUCUUUUUCUUUCCGAUCCA